AUGCACACUACAAAUUUCAUACCGCAUCAGCCCAGGUCCAAAGAUCCCAAGAAUAUUCCGGAGCCGGUCUUUACCCAGGGUGAAGUUGUGGAUUUGAUUGAUUCACCAGUGAAACCUGUGGAUCAUCUCAUUCCACCAGGUGUGAACCCGGACGAGGUGGAUACGCUGCCUUUCAACGGCGAUGGCGCAGAGAUGGAAGCGUGCCAUCCUGAAGGCCAGCACGGUGACGAGGCUCAGUCUCAGAAGGGUGAGGUUCAGCAGAGUAGCAGCAAGGAUGGUGAGGAUGAUGACGUGACGCCGGCUGCACAAGCCAAUCUUCGUGCUUCCCAGAGGGUUUCCAACAAGGGUCGCAAGGGUCGUCCCUGGAAAAAUGCUGAUGGUGAUGCCCCCAAACCAAAAUCAAAAGCGCGGAGUAAGGCUCAUAAGGAAUCCAAGGGUUGCCCUAAGGCUAAGUCUAGGGGUCGGCCGCCAAAGGCGGAGAAGUCUGAGCUGAAACCCAGGGUUCGAGGUGGAAAAAAAAAGGACAAGUCAGGGGACGAUGUGAAGAAUGGUUCCGCUGGUUCAUGCCCUGAUCCAAUCACACCCUCCGAGCCUGCUCCGAAGAGACGCGCGCGCACCAAGAGUGUGGCACGAUCUCCGCCUCAGAGUGAGAGUGCUGAUGGACGCACAUUUGGGUGUGCCGCCUCCUUCCCACCUUGGUGCGUGUGUGUUGUUCUUUUGCUGGCAAUCCUUCUGCUGUUCUAUACCGAUGGCCUUCCCAUGGAUGAGACCUGCCAGACCUGGGACGCUUUGGAGAUUUGCUCGUGCAAGGCGCUGUUGAGCCGGGUUCUCCGUUUCGGACGUGGCAUCCAAGUAGCCGCUUUUGACCUCAUCGAUUGGGAAGGGUAUGCCACGACGCGUGGGUUGCCAGGGUGUCGGAACCCGCUGGAUAUGGCCACUUCUGCUGGCAUGGCGUUGUUACUUCUAAGCUGUUUGAGGGCCAAGAAGAGGGUGGUUGUCCAUUUCGGUUUGCCUUGCAGUAGCUGGGUGCUGCUCAGUAGAGCCACGACGGCCCGGACGUACCUGGCUCCCCUUGGAGACCUUUCUGUCAGCAGUGUCAAGCUUGGAAACCUACUUUGUGCCAGGAUGUGCAUCCUCAUCUACAUAAUCCUAGCCCACAAGGGAACGUUCACAAUAGAGCAGCCCUCUACGUCACUCCUUUUUCGUCACCCACGAUUUCGACAAAUCGUUGGGUUGGUGAGAGUUUAUUCAGUUCGAUUCUGGAUGCGACUUCUGGGCAGCAAGUACCCGAAAAGGAGUGUGAUUUGGGGAAACACGCAGAAAAUCUGGCGUUUCAAAACCGGCCAGUUGAAAACCCGGAAAUCCAAGAAGAGUAUGUUGGUUAAACGUUAUCGAGACCAACGUGGCAGAUCCCGUUUUGUGGGAAAAACGAAGGCUUUGAAGCAUUCAGCGUGCUACCCGUUGGGCUUUGGCCUCCGUUACCUGAGUAUGUUUGAAGAUCUACAACAAAGGAACUUUGAUUUGAAGGACCCUUGCGAGGUUCCUCCGGCUUCGGAGAUUACAAUGGGCCACGUCUUGGAUGCCAUGAAGCACAACUUUGGCGAUCUUUGGGAGGAUGCUGAAAUGUGGGAAGUUUGCCAGUACCUUUACGGUAACCAUAAGUGUACAGUGCCGGAAAAGGUCAAAGCACAGAUCCCCAAACUAUAG
This is a messenger RNA of Cladocopium goreaui, 1707 nucleotides long. Lineage: Eukaryota; Dinophyceae; Suessiales; Symbiodiniaceae. The record is from the annotation of a GenBank genome assembly.